GAUCCAGCCUUUCGCGGGUUCGUCGAGUCGACCUUCGACGCCCUCCUCAUCUUCGAGGGCUGCAGGCGCGGCUUCCUCCCCAAGAUCACCCGCCGCCUCCAAGAGUUCGAGAAGCGCCAGAACGUCGUCUCGGGCGCCGUCUUCGUGUUUGACGAGGAGGAGACGGGCAUCAAGCGCUGGACCGACGGCCUGUCGUGGAGCCCGUCGCGCACGCUCGGCAACUUCCUCGUCUACCGCGAGCUCGACAAGAAGGCGCAGCCGCCGCCCGGACCUGUCGCGUCGGGCUCGGGCUCGCGGCCUGGGAGCUCGUCGGGGCCGCGACGGUCGUCGGUGAGCGAGCUCGCAGGCGCGACGCUCGACCGCGUUCGCGAGCGCGCCCUCGUCGGCAGCCUCACGUCGAGCUACCGGUUCCGCUCCGACGGCCUCGUCAAGAAGACGAUCUCGCUCCAGGGCCUGCACCUCAUCGGCUACUACCGCAUCGACGACGUCGUCAGCGGCCGCCUCCGCACGCCG
Molecule: messenger RNA, 513 nt
Organism: Rhodotorula graminis WP1
Lineage: Eukaryota; Fungi; Basidiomycota; Microbotryomycetes; Sporidiobolales; Sporidiobolaceae
Exons: 2
Molecular function (GO): DNA binding
Source: RefSeq, a predicted model, not a curated record